GACCAGGAGAAGGCCUUGGAGAAGUAUGAGGAGGUGGUGAAGUCCCUGCAGGAGCGCAGCCAGCACGUCCUGCCGCUGCGGUACCGCCGCGAGCCGCCGCUGCAGCCCGUCCCCGUGGAGGCUCUCUGCGAGUACGAAGGGGAGCAGGGCCAGAUAAGCCGAGGAGCCCACUACACCCUGGAGAAGAACGGCGGAGACAUUUGGGAAGUGGCAGACAGCUCAGGAGACAAGCUGAGCGCCCCGGGGGUCUGCUUCAUGAUCCCCCCGCCUGACGCAGCAGCCAUAGCACUGGCAGACCAAAUUGCUGACCACUAUGUGGCUGUGAAGGAGAAGACAGCCAACUGCAAGAACAUCCUCCAGCAGCGCUACGAGGGGCUGAAGGCAGACAGCAUUGGAGAUGCUGCAUCAGUUCAGGGACGCCAGCUUCUGGCUGGGCUGGAGAAAGUCAACAGCGACCUGGACAAGCAGGAGAAAGCAAUAACAGCAAACCUCCGACCACCGCUGGAGCAGAGUCGGGCCGUGCAGGACAGCACUGAGCGCUCCAAGGACCUGAAGAACAUCACCAAUGAGGUCCGUCGCAUCGAACCCGAGAAGAGGAGGAAGAUUCAAGAGUGUGAGGUCUUCAUUGAAUCUGUGCCGAACACUGGCAGCGCCACCUUGGUAAAGAACAAGGUGGAGAACACCAACAGGAAGUACGACCGCGUGGUCCAGCUGCUCAGUGCUGCCCAAGAGAAAGUUGAGAUGGCCACACACCUCGAGAGGAGCCUCCAACAAGGCCGAGACCUGCUGUCUACCUAUGAGAACAAACUGGUCAUAGAUGACACGGUACCAGAAGAUUUGCGGGUGGUAGACCGUAAGAAAGAAGAGUUGCUGGCCAUGGGCACUGAGCUCCAGUCCAAAAGGUUCCUGCUCAAUGAAGCAGAGCAGAACUUGCUAAGGGCAAAGACGUGCUCCAACACCCUGGCCAGCAAGUUCCAGGAGCACUGCCCUGACAUCGAGCGGCAGGAAGCCGAGCUCUACAAACUCAAUCAGCGCUUCAACAACCUCAGCAAGCAAAUCGACCACAGAACACAGACCCUGCAGAAAGCCCAAAGCGCUUAUUCCAACUACCGCACCAUCUACGACAAAGUCAACCAGUUCCUGUGCAACGUUCCCAACUACGAGCCGCAGGAGACCGACAGCAUCCAGCAAGUGGAGAUGAAGCUGAAGAACCAAGCGGUGCUCCUCGGUGACAUUGCAAGCAAGGAGCAGGAGGUGCAGGAGGUCUCUGCCACAGCUCAGCAGUACCAGCAGGCAGUGAAGGACUAUGAGUUGGAAGCAGAGAAGCUACGGUCCAUCCUCGACCUAGAGAACGGCCGGAACGGGUACAUGAGCAAGAAGCCCAGGCUGCAGUCUCCAGCUGCGAAAGUGAAAGAGGAGGAAGCUCUUCUGGCAGCCAAGUUCACCGAAGUAAAUGCUGUGAACAAACAGAGGCUGCAGAACCUGGAGUUCGCUCAGAGCCUCCUGCGGCAGCAACCAGAGGUUCAAGUGACAGAGGAUUUUGUCCAGACCAAAAAAUCCCUAAGGCCGGUGGAAGAAGUCUGGAAGUUGAAGAAAGAGCUUGAGGAUGAGACUCAACGUCGGCAACAGCUAGAAGCAGAAAUCAAAGCCAUUCAGAACAACAUUGUCCACCUGCAAAACCAGAAGCCUCAAGAAACUGUCGUUAAGAAAGAACUGCUGAAGAAAGUGCCUGACCCUCAGCUGGAGGAGAGCUUCCACAAACUGCAGCAAAACCUCGCAGAAGAGCAGCGCAAGAACCAGGUGCUGCAGGACGAGCUGGAGGCUCUUAAAAUCAGGCUGCGCGUUUUGGAGCAUGAGAAGAGGGAAGGAGGGCAGGAGUACAUAGUGAAAGAGGUCCUGCGUAUUGAGCAAGACAAGGCUCAAGCUGAUGAAAUCUUGAAGCUCAAAGAAGAACUGGAAGAGCUCAGGAGGCAGGAAGGAACCAGAGAGAACGAAGUCAUCCUUUUACGCCAACAAAUCGCCGUGCUGUCCAGCGAGAAGAACAAAGAGCAGGAGAAGGUAACGGAGAAGGAGGUGCUGAAGCUGCAGAACGAUCCCCAGCUGGAGAUGGAAUUCCGGAUGUUGCAAGAGAACAAGCAGAGGGAGAGCGCCCUUCGGCAGAAGCACGAGGAAGAGCUCAGCUUCCUCCAGGACAAGCUCAAACGUCUGGAGAAGGAACGAGCCAUUGCCGAGGGCAAAAUUACCGUCAAGGAGGUGCUGAAGGUGGAGAAAGACCUGGCCAUUGAGAGAGAGGUGAAUGAGCUCCGUCGCCAGUACGAAGAUGAGAAGUCCAAGGGUCGUUCCAAUGAGCGGGAAAAGGCUGAGCUGCUCAGGAAGAUCCAGCUGCUGGAGGAAGAGAACUCCAAGGUGGUUGUCCAGGAGAAAGUGCGUGAGAUUGUGCGCCCAGAUCCCAAGGCUGAAAAUGAAGUCGCCAACCUUCGUUUGGAGCUGGUAGAGCAGGAGAGGAGAUACCGAGGUGGUGAUGAACAGCUGAAGAGCUGCCAGAAUGAGCUGGCUGCUCUGAGAAACAGAGGACCACUGGUAGAAGUCAAAGAAGUCAUUAAGGAGGUCAUCAAGUACAAGAAUGAUCCAGAAACUGAAAAGGAGCUACAGCGACUCCGGGAGGAAAUCAUAGAGAGGACAGGAGCAAUUGAAAGAGCUGACCUCGAGAUCUACCAGCUGAAACAAGAGAUACAAGCUUUGAAAGAUACCAAACCUCAAGUGCAUACAAAGGAAGUUGUUCAAGAAAUUCUGCAGUUUCGGGAAGACCCCAAGACCAGAGAGGAGGUCGAGUCUCUGAGAGUGCAGCUAGCAGAUGAACAGAUGAAACACAUCGACCUGGAGAGGGAGCGGCUACUCCAAGAAGAGAAAGUAAGACAGAAGGAGGAAGAACUUUCACAGGUGAAGGAGAAAGUGGUCCAACAGGAAGUAGUGAAGUAUGAGCAAGAUCCUACCUUGAAAGCUGAAGUCAACUCCUUCUCUCAGAGCAUUGAGAGCGAGCUGAACCAAAUCGACUGCCUCCGUGAAGAACUGCGCAAGCUGCAGAGGAGACGGUCUGAGCUGGAGCGUCAACUAGAAGAACUUGAGAAAGAGAGACAGGCCCGCAGAGAGGCUGAGCUAGAGGUGCAGAGGCUGAGGAUUAGGUUGAAUGAGUUGGAAGAACAAGAGAGGGAGACAACAGAACGAGUGACUGUGAAACAGAAAGUGAUCCUUCAGCAAGAUCCCCAGCAAGAGAAGGAGCACUCCCUCCUCAAGCUGGAGCUAGAAGAAGAGAAGCACCGGAGACAGGUCUUGCAAACUGAACUAGAGGCCCUGAGAAAGAAGCUCCUUUCUUUGGAGAAGAUGGAGGUCAAAGAGAAAGUGGUCUUUUCAGAGAGCGUCCAAGUGGACAAAGGAGACACUGAGUAUGAGAUUCAAAAGCUGAAGAGCAAUCUGGAGGAAGAAAGUAGGCGUAAGAGGGAGCUGGAUGCAGAUAUCAACCGCCUCGAAACCAGGCUGUCCGAGGUGGAAUUCAACAACUCCAAGUCAUCAAAGGAGCUAGACUUAUUAAGGGAGGAAAACCACAAACUCCACCUUGAGAAACAGAACCUGCUGAUGGAAACAAGGAGACUGCAAUCAGAGAUUGAACUCACAGCAACAGAAGCUCGGGAUUUGAGAAACAUGACCCACGUGGACAGUGGAAUAAACCUGGACUCCAGAUUCCAAGCUUUGGAAAGAGAGUUAGAUGAUCUGAAGCAGUUAUCCAGAGAAAAAGACGCGGAGAUCGAGCAACUCCAGAAUCGCCUCAAGACGGUGGCUAUCAAGAGGGAACAAAGAGAGAACCACCUGAGGCGCUCCAUUGUGGUCAUUGACCCCGACACGGGAAAAGAAAUGUCUCCAGAGGAAGCUCAUGUGUUUGGCCUCAUCGAAUGGAGCCUGUUUGUCAAACUGAAGAGUCAGGAAUGUGACUGGGAGGAGAUCUCAAUAAAGGGUCCCAAUGGGGAAUCGUCUGUGAUCCUCGACAGGAAGUCUGGUAGAGAGUUCUCAAUUGAGGAUGCCUUGAAGAGUGGAAGACUCAGCAUGGCUCAGUACAACAGUUACCUCAACAAGGAGAUGUCGAUCCAGGAGUUGGCAGUUCUGGUGUCCGGAAGUAAUUACUCAGCGCUCCCUCCACUUUAGAAAGUUGUUUCUGAAGAGCAGCUCGUCAGAGCUGCACCACUUCUGUUAGACAACCAGAUCACUGCAAAUCCUUUGCCCUCCUUUGUGUCUUCCAAAACGCUAGAGCCUCUGCCCAGCCAUGCUAUGAAGCCACGCUGCUUGCUGUCACACACUGCAGAAAAGCACCAC
Antrostomus carolinensis (chuck-will's-widow) is the source of this 4365-nucleotide messenger RNA. RefSeq names its product periplakin (gene PPL). Lineage: Eukaryota; Metazoa; Chordata; Aves; Caprimulgiformes; Caprimulgidae. Gene Ontology annotation, cellular component: membrane; cytoplasm; cytoskeleton. The record is from RefSeq and is a predicted model, not a curated record. The transcript is spliced from 12 exons. The annotation marks the transcript as partial. Gene Ontology annotation, molecular function: structural molecule activity; cadherin binding. Gene Ontology annotation, biological process: intermediate filament cytoskeleton organization; wound healing.